This is a messenger RNA of Clunio marinus, 594 nucleotides long. Lineage: Eukaryota; Metazoa; Arthropoda; Insecta; Diptera; Chironomidae. The record is from the annotation of a GenBank genome assembly.
AUGUUUGGAAACUUAAUCAAAAUUACAAGUGAAAAGUGUGAUGGAAGCAAUUUAAUUGCAAACAACACAAAACCAUUGACAUUCAUUGAAAUAAAAGCUGUUGAUGAAGAGAAUUUUGAAGGUUUUCUUAAAGAUCUUGUGACAUUAAUUGAGAUAAUUGAUGAUGUUGUCGCUUCUUUUUAUCAUUUUGAGUUGGGACCAAAACUUCAGAAAACAUUUGAAACUCUUGUAGAAGAAUUAAACGACAGAAAACUGAAACUAAAUUAUCUCAGAAGUUUCUUCACGACAACAACUGAAAGAAUUGAAGCAAUCAAGAAGACAAUCGAAGAUCAACAAAGGAAAAUUAAAGAAAAUAAAGAAAAAAAAUUAAGAAUUCAGCAGCAUAUCUCAAGGUUGCGUGAAAAGUCAACAAAGAGAAAUUUAAGAAUGCUGAGAAAUGAAAAAUUUCAAUCAACUUCAGUAUUGCCAACAAAGACUUUAAGAACGAGAACAUCGCCAAAUAUUGAUUUACAUCUUCGACCGUUAACUGAUUUAUUCUCGGAAGAAAAUGAUUCAAAUUUGAUGAUAUUUAAUGAUGAAAGAAACGAAGAAUAA